This is a messenger RNA of Ooceraea biroi (clonal raider ant), 2745 nucleotides long. RefSeq lists its product as uncharacterized. Gene Ontology annotation, biological process: protein modification by small protein removal. The record is from RefSeq and is a predicted model, not a curated record. Gene Ontology annotation, molecular function: peptidase activity. Lineage: Eukaryota; Metazoa; Arthropoda; Insecta; Hymenoptera; Formicidae.
UGUUGCAGACGCUCUUGCUCCGCGCGCGCUAUGACCCUCUUGCCUCUACCGUUUCUUCUUGCCAAGAACGACUACCGCGCCGUGAGAGGCACCGCGAGCCACGGCAACUCCGGCGAGGAUUUCGACGCGAUCAGUUGCAUUUGCUAGCCGGUAGACAUCCCUAGCGCGAGAGGCGCGUCCCAUCCUGUCCGAGAGAGAGAGGGACCCGCUUUCGAUCUCUUAAGCACGCGUCAAGUUCUCUCUUCAAACUUGUGCCCCGGCAUCGAGUAUCUCGUUGUGAUUAUCGUCUCGGUCUAUCCAUCUAAUUGUCAAAGAAACCAUCGCCUCCAUUCAUCCCCUCUUUCCGCGGAGAUCGUGGCCGAUAAUCAAUCCACCUGUUAGCCGUCAAUGAGAAUAUAGGAAGAACACGAUGGAGGACACGGAAGAUUUGAGGACGACUGUGGAGCUAUACAUUUACGAUCUUACUAAGGGUAUGGCCGCUAUGAUGUCGCCGAUACUCAUAGGUCGUCAGUUGGAUGGCAUAUGGCACACGGCAAUAGUUGCGUAUGGGAGAGAGUAUUUCUUCGGUCCCGCCGGCAUCCACAGCAUCCGGCCUGGUGGUACAGAAUUAGGGGAACCGCAGAGAAUCGAGAAGCUCGGUGAGACUUACCUGCCCUACUCGGUCUUCCUGGAAUACAUAAACGGCCUGGGAACCUCCACGUUCGCAGCGGGCACGUACAACAUCUUCAAACACAACUGUAAUUGCUUUACCGAGGAGGUCAGCAAUUUCUUAGUGGGCAAAGGCAUUCCCAAAUUUAUCCUUGAUUUACCGGAAGAAAUACUGCAAACACCCAUCGGGCAGGCCUUAGGUCCACUGAUAGAAACAUUAAGUAAUAGCGCGAGUGCUGGAUUUACGGUCGGCCAUAGAUUUGUUGAGGCGAGAAUCCAGAGAGAAACUUCGCCGGAAUAUCAGCUCCUAAAUACAGCCAUCGACGAAGCCAGUUUGGUUUCGCGUUCGUGUAGAUUGAAUUCGAUCGCGUUGGAGGAACGGAGGAACGUGAUUAACGACAAACUAGCAAAGAAAGACCGGAAGAAGAAAAAGAAGAAGAAGGAAAAGAAGGAGAAGAGCAGCAGAGAGACCACUGGCAGCGACAGCAACAGUACCGGACCGAGCAAUUGCUGCGCAGAUAUGGCGGAAAAUGAGAAUGCAGCUGGUGAGAUGCAGCAGCAGACGGCUAAUGGAGAAAGCGCAGAGAUGCUGCCGUCCGAGCGAGUGAUGCAGAUGGAGGAAGACGAGAAACGUGAGCAAGAGGAGAGGAAACGUCAUCGAGAUCCACCAAUAGUGUUCAAAGAUUUGGUGAAUAUACAGGCGGAGUACGAAGGUUUAGCAAACGCCCUCGAGGGAAAGUUGAAUGAUGAAGAGCGAACGUGCAUGGACGAAUUGCGGCAAUAUGUCCUGGAGAAUGAAGGCUCCUGGGCUCUGGGCGAUAACUUUUUGAAUUUCGUAGGCCGAGUUCUUUAUGAUAAAUCGCUGGACAGCGAUGCACGAGUGAAACUAUUAAACGUGCUGUCCGUCGCUGCUCUGAAGGAUGAUGUGAUUCUGCUGCUGCACCAAGACAGGCGAGAACACAUCAUCAUGAAUUAUGCCUUCGAUAUCGAUCGGCAUCCGCAGGAAGAACAGCUUCCACUGGCACAAUUCUUAGCGAAUAUGUUUGAGAACCUGAGCAGCUCGGAGUGGUUGCUUUACAUAUCCGAGUGGCAGCAUCAGAAUCAGGGUAUCAGCAACAUAAGGGUGACGACGAAAGUUGCGGUGCACUCGCUGCUCUCGAACGAGGAGGAUCUGCAGAUCCGCGGCGCGGCCAUCAUCCACAACCUCGCCUGCAAGGAGAAAAUGAACAAAAGCAAAAAUCUGCGGCGACUUUUACCGAAAGGCAGCAUUUCUAAGGUGUUCGACGAUGUUGCCGUGGAGCUGACGAUGGCAUUGCUCCAAUACUUCAACGGCAGUCCCGCGGAGGAGCAACUGUACGCGUGCAUGAAGUCGCUGGCGCGUUUCACGCAGAUCAGCGGCCAGGAGGUGCCGCAGCUCAUACAGAUGAUCGGGCCUGAACCGAACAAAUUCAGAGGUACCUCCCAGAGGAUCGACGAACAGAUCGACCAGGUCAACCAGAAGCUACGUUAAAUGUCCGUCGGCCGUCCAUGAAAAGUUUCGUGUUCCAACCGCGCGGCGAAAUCGAAGGCACUUCUGCAAUAUGUAAAAUGGAUUUUUACUUAGAGAUUCUAUUGAGACAGCGAUAUGUAUUAUUAUUAUUAUUAUUAUUAAUUAUUGUUGUUACACAUAUACAUUUUAAUAUAUUAUUAUAUAUACAUUAUUAUUAUUAUGCAUAACGUGUGAGGCGCCGCGACACUGCGCUUUCUCAAUCUUCUUUUCACUUUUCUAUUUUCAACGCACUCUUUCUUUUUUGUAAAGACUUUGUGCUAAAGACAGCGCUUUGCCAUUUCUCAUGCAGCACCGACGGAAUGAAGCAUGUCACUUGUGGCGCGAUGACACACGCUAGAUAGCCGUGCGCCAUGUGCGCGAGUCUAUCAUCCCGAUAUCAUUCCGAGCGGUGAAUAUGGUGUGAUGAAAUCUCGCAAUUAGCUGUAUCGAAUAACACUGUAGCAAUAGCGUAUCGCGAGCGCUAUGCACGCCACACUCCACUAAUUGUAUAUUCUCUAUAUUCGAAAUUGAGCGUCGCGCGAAGACGCAAUAAAAAUCUUGGCGAACGA